Messenger RNA from Marmota monax (woodchuck), 879 nucleotides. Its product is annotated as palmitoyltransferase ZDHHC3-like. Gene Ontology annotation, biological process: protein targeting to membrane; peptidyl-L-cysteine S-palmitoylation. Gene Ontology annotation, cellular component: endoplasmic reticulum; Golgi apparatus. The record is from RefSeq and is a predicted model, not a curated record. The transcript has a single exon. Gene Ontology annotation, molecular function: protein-cysteine S-palmitoyltransferase activity. Bases 1 to 879 code for a protein of 292 amino acids. Lineage: Eukaryota; Metazoa; Chordata; Mammalia; Rodentia; Sciuridae.
AUGGCUCCCGCCCCGGUCCCCGCGCCUCACACGCUUGACCAGAAGCCCCAGCUGGGGCCACUCCGCACCCUGCAGCCCGUGCGCCCGAGGCUGGGCCCCUUGUGCCCGAGGCUGGGCCCCUUGCGCCGGCCCUGGUUCGUGUGGGACAUCCUGGGCAUCGUGUUCGCCGUGAGCACCUGGGUGCUGACCUUCGGCACCGCGUGGGUGACCACCCGCGAGCUGUUCCUGCCUGCGCGGGACCUGGCCUACAGCCUGGCCUACAGCCUGGCCAACGGCUUGCUGCUGCACCUGCAGGCCGCGCGGGCCAUGCUCACCGACCCCGGCGCCGUGCCCCUGGGCCGCGCGCCGGGCAGCGCCCCCGAGGCCCGCUGCCUCCGGUGCUGCAGCGCCAAGCCGCCGCGCGCGCACCACUGCUGCGUGUGCGGGCGCUGCGUCCGCAAGAUGGACCACCACUGCACCUGGGUCAACAACUGCGUGGGCGAGGACAACCAGAAGUACUUCGUGCUCUUCACGCUGUACAUGGGGCUGGCCUCGCUGCACCUGCUGCUGCUGCUCGGCGUCCCUGUCAUGCGCAGCCACGCGCGGGGCGAGUGGGACAGGCACAGCACCGUGUCCCCCCGCCGCUCCCUCAUGUACCUCUUCCUGGUGGCCUUGAUAGCGUUCCUCCUCAACUCCACGAUGUUCGCCAUGCAAAUGUACUCCAUCUGCACCGACAGGACCCUCAUCCAGCGGCUGCAGAGGGACCGCGGGCUGCCACGCAAAGGGUCCCCGUGGUCCAGCUUGAAGGCCGUGUUUGGCCACCGUGUCUCCCUGGACUGGCUCAACCCCUUUGCCUCCCCGGAGCCUCAGAGAGUCGAUGACCACCACUGGGUGGUCUGA